Penicillium atrosanguineum is the source of this 2385-nucleotide messenger RNA. RefSeq lists its product as uncharacterized. Bases 1 to 2385 code for a protein of 794 amino acids. The record is from RefSeq and is a predicted model, not a curated record. NCBI's taxonomy places the organism in Eukaryota, Fungi, Ascomycota, Eurotiomycetes, Eurotiales, Aspergillaceae. The transcript is spliced from 2 exons.
AUGGAGGUUCCUGCUGUUGAGGACUCUAUGGAGAUGGCCUCUCCCUACCAGGCCAAUAAUGAUGACUUUGAUAUCGAUCUGGAUCUUAUGGAGGACCAAGUCUCCAACAUGGAUAGCGACAUGAUGGGCGCAGAUGACUAUCCUACAUCUCAGCCCUCUCUUUUCAAUAACGAUGCAAUCAACGAUGCCGACAUGGUCGACGAGCCCUCCGAAGGAUCUAUGGUCGAUGCCGACGACAUUGUUGACGAGGAUCAUGAUAUUGAAGUCCAGGACGAAGAAGUGACAUACGAGGCUGAAAUGCAAGAGGGGGACCAGCCCGUAGCGGGGGAUGCACCAGUCUUGCCUACCAUCCAAAUUGACGACCCGGCGAAUAUGGAGGACCAGACGAAUCCCCCCAUCCAAAAUGUCCUGGAACCGGUCCCGCAACAAGUGACCCAGGAAGGCUUUGGUGGCCAUGCUGAAAUAUCCCCUCUCGAAAAUAAACCCCAAGAUCCUGUUCAGGGUUCGCAGUCGACCGCAUCUGAACAAGCCCAGUCCGAGAAACCCCAGAAGCAAAAUGCCGAACUCGAUGCCGAUCACAAGGUCGAGUUGCUUGAAGAAACUAAUGAAGACACGGAAAGUAAAGCUCCGACCGCCGAGGAAACUAUUUCGCAGGCUGAGCCUCCCGCGGAGACUCUUGAGGCUCCACCAGCGCAAGCUCCAUCUACGGAAGCAAAUCGCGAAACUGUUGGACAUUCUGAGACUGAAAACUUGCUUGAGAAUGAGCAUCAGAGUGCCCACGAUCACGACGACGAGUCCCUGCAUCCGGUGAAGGUUCUCUAUCAAGGAAAUGAGAUUUCUCUCUUCCCGCCUCUUGAAGGCGACUCAGCAGAAACAUUCUUCCUUCAUGACGAAGACGUUGCCUACGACAAUGUCGGUAGAUUGUUCAGCUCUCUUCGUGAGAUCCUAUUGGAUAAUGUUGCCGAGCAUGAGGUACUUGUUAUUGAUAUCGACUCUCUUGGUAUUCAAAUAGCAGAGGACUCCUCGCACACAUCCAAUAUGACCUUGCACCAGAUUCUGAACGUCUACCUUCGACUGUGUCAUAAUGACGGUACUGAUGAGCCGGACGCCCUGUACCUCUCCUUGACAUCUAAGCCGACUUGUCAAUCGGAGUUGGCCGCCCUUGUUGCUGCUGCUGAUGGUGGCAAGGGCCUGUCGCAAAUCCAUGAGUGGUAUGGUUAUGACGAGGCUGAAGAGGGCGGUCAUGCUGAAGAUAAAACUGUAAAUGCCGAGGAGACUGACCAGCCUCAUGAUACUAUGAAGGCCGAUAAAAGUGGACAGGAAACGGCCCAUGAACUAGAUGAAGCUACUCAAGACAACGGGCCCUUUGGCUCUGAAUCUCACCAUGAGGUGCACGAAGCAAAUGGCUCGGAGGAAAAGCAUGCUGAAGCCGGUCAUGAAUCGGCUGCUGCUGAUCAGAAGGCCGAGGCAGAGACCGAUGGUCCUGAAGAAGCCCAAGAUGGAAAGGAAGAAGUCUUUGCGGAAGAGGCCCCUGGUGGCCAAGAUGAGAAUGAGGAAGAGCGGCAUUAUGAUUCAGAAGCUCAACAUACCGAUUCAUCUGCGACCGUCGCCUCGAUUUCCCAUCGAAACGAGCCUACUGAAAUUGGUGCUCCGGCUGACGUUGAAUCAAAUAAUUUGGAUCAACAAGUCGAGGAAAGCGCCGAUGCCAAUAGUUUUGAGCAUGCAGAUGCUUCUCAGCAAGCUGAAACCUAUGAUGUCGAGAAUCCCGAGGAUUUCCAGGAUACACAUGGCGAUGACCACGCCACCGAAGAAACCGAGGACCAUGCCGGAACGAAACCCAAUGACCCAGAUGCCGUCCAUGAAGACGAGGAAUAUCCGGCUGGUGCUGGUGAUGUUGAUGAUGGCUCUUACGAGCAAUCUGAAUCCACUCUGGAACCUGUACCAAGGGAGGACGCCGCCAACCACGAGCAGACACCUGAGCCCGAGGACGAUUUACUUGGUAUCGCCGAAGAGGUGAUGCAGAGUCCUGCCAAAAAUCGCCAGAGCGGCCAACUUGAGCCAACCGAAAGCUUUGAGCAAGAGCAUUCCGAGGACGACCUUGCCACCCCUACCCCUCCCGUCCAUGAUGGCGCCGAAGACGACGACACCGGCAACCAACAGUCCGGUAACGGUGACGGCGAUGAUGAUGACUUUGACGACUACUAUCCUCCACCUGACUUGGAGGUCACGGAGGUUACGGAGGCCAUUGAGCUGGGUGAAGAAGAUCCUUCCCUUACUGACUCCCACACCCUUGACAAUGUGUCAACCAAACGGUCCCGUGAGGAGGAAGAUGAUUGGGACAUUGCCGAGGCCACGACCCCCGAACUUAAGCGUCGCCGCUCGUAA